This is a messenger RNA of Vanderwaltozyma polyspora DSM 70294, 1041 nucleotides long. RefSeq names its product Rnh202p (gene RNH202). The record is from RefSeq and is a predicted model, not a curated record. The coding region runs from base 1 to 1041 and encodes 346 amino acids. The transcript has a single exon. NCBI's taxonomy places the organism in Eukaryota, Fungi, Ascomycota, Saccharomycetes, Saccharomycetales, Saccharomycetaceae. Gene Ontology annotation, biological process: ribonucleotide metabolic process; RNA catabolic process. Gene Ontology annotation, cellular component: ribonuclease H2 complex; nucleoplasm.
AUGACAGUCCAUGGUGAGAAUAAAGAUAUAAUUAUUAUUCCUUCAGAAGUGGUGGCAUUGGGAGAACAGUUAAAAGUGUUUACUCUCCCUUCUCCUUCGAAUAAUUCAUCAAAGGGACGUGUUGAAUUGUUUCAAGUAUCCAAUAAUUUAGUUUAUCAAAUUAAGAACCAUAGUUUUAGUAAGGGUUCGAAAAUUAACAAUAAUGAUGAUAUGGCUAAUGAUGUUUAUCAUUACACAAGAGACAAUGAGACUUUGAAAUCUGUAAUUCUCACCAACGAGCAAGACAGGUCUGAGGCUUAUCUUCGUGAAAAUGGUAGUUUUAAAUUUGCUUUGAAAUACGAUAUUGUCUAUAAUUUAAUUGGGUUUUAUUACUCUGAAAGUAUAACAGAAAGUGAAAAAGAAUAUUCCAAUCAGGUAUCGAGUCAAUCUGGGAAAGAACAAGGGAAGAAUGACAGAUUUUUAACUUUGCGUGAUUAUCAUGAUCUAUUAGUAGAUUCGAAUGAUUCUCAAUGGGCAAAUAUUUCGCUAGAGGUUUUAAAAAUUGCAUUAGAAAAAAUUUCAAAUACUGUGGAGGAAGCUGAAGAUAUAUAUUAUAAGAUCGAUGACAAUAAAAUAUUAGAGUUUCUAGCUAAGAUAGUAUCUAAGAUUGCUUCCAAUUUACCAAAAAGUAUCCCGCCCUUACUACCUAACUCAGCUCCAGAGGAUAUCCAAAAUUCUAUGAAAAUUGUACUAGCAACAAAUAUUCUGAUAUCGCUAGUACCAAAGAAGGCUUAUUUAGAGUUAAUUAAAUUUAAAGGAACGGACAAUACAAUUAGUAUCGACACAGAGGUUAAAAAAUUCAACGAUUAUUUGGAGAGUAAUGAAUUGUCAAUUGAAGAGAAAAAACUAUUGAUGCAAGCUGCAAUCAGUGUAGGAAUGAAUAAUGAUUCAUCAUCUGAUGGAAAAGAUAAAAAUAAAACAAUUAAAAAACCAAUAGUACCUAAAAAGCCUCGUGUUGCAGUAGGGAGAGGUGCAAUUGAUGGAUUUUUCAAGAAGAAAUAA